UGUGUCAGUGCAGUUUUAGGAGAGGUUACACCAACAUCAAGCAGAUUACUCAAGGAGUUUUGGAGUAGAAGAAGAGAAAGAAAAUAAACAAUACUUGCAGGAAUUAGAGGACCUUCCACCGAUGGACAGCUCAAAAAAGAAAGAGAAGGAAGAAAGGAAAGGAGAGAUGGAUUAACUUUGACUCAACUUUGGUGGAAGUAGGGAAGUUGUGUGACGACUUUGGGGAAAAUCGAAUGGAAUCAGGCAGUUACCUGAGGCACAGAUCUGAAGUUGUGGUCCCACACAGUGAAUAUCAGCCCUGCCAAUCACUGUGUGUGUUAGUGAGGAUCCCGGCUGUGCUCAGUAUCACGGCGUACUUAGAACACUAGUAUGAGCGGUUGUUCUGGGCUUUAAGACACCUGCGCACACGGUGUGAUAACAUAUAGCUCUUUGUUAGGGAUCAUUCUGGACUUCUGAGCCGUUUCAGCAAGUUCCUACUAUACAUGGUUUUCAGUGUUUUAGAGCAGAACCUUGUAAUAUUUCAUACAUAGAUGUGCGGUAUCCAAUCUCAACUUCAAUUCCAUGUCAGAUUGGUUAUAGAUUUGGUUAUAUGACGCAAAACACAUCAUUAAUCGCCUACCUGUACUUCCAUUAUUGCGUGCAGCCCUUUCUAUAGUCGCGCAAAUGUGGUCGUUUAACUUCUUAUAGUCUGAAUACUCAAUUUAAAUCUGGUGAAAACAGUUUGCAGAUUAGAAAGCGCAUUGAUUUAUAAUUGUUUCAGUGAGCCAGAGUCUGGUUGCGGUAUCACAGUGUCUUUCUGGUACCGAGGUGUGCGUUAUGACGAGGUGAAUGUCAGCAGGCUCUGCCUCACCACGAAAGAGAAAAACAAACUCACAAAGGUGUGAGGAGAACAACAAGAAUUUCAUUAGCGAAAGCUUUUGUGGGAUUCAAAUCUGUGAUGUGGUUAGCCGGCUACCGUUUCAGAUAUAAACACAACAGCCUUCUGCAUAACAAGUAUGAUAUUAUCUAAAAGUGACUAUUCCAUUAGUGUUUGCAACAUUUGAGCUUAGUCUUUGAGUGCUAAUAAGUGUUUUGACGGCAAAGUUAAGUGUGGAAAUUGCCACACGAUAGGAUUUUCUUUUCACUCUUAAACAUGGAGGAUUGUUUUAAUUAGCCGCCUUCGGUUGGUUGUUAUCGCAUGUGAUAUUAGUUGCUUGAGGAUUAAAACGCAGCCGCUAAAGUGAUUUAGUUAACCCUGCACUUAAAGAGCACUGGUGUUUAGUGUAGUAAUUUUGCUGCGGUUUCAGCUGUGUAGCGUGUGCUGAAUUGUGCAGUCAUCAACCACAGAGGCCUCAUUGAUCAGCUACCGAGCCUCAAUACACAAUGAGACGAGGCCAGCGAUCUCUCCUCCUCUCCUCCACUCCAUCCCUCCUGCUGCGAUCCCUCGUUCUGCUCUCCCUCUGCCCGCGGGGGCAGGCCGUGCAGGCUGAGAACGUGACCGUGCUGGAGGGGGGGACGGCACAGAUCUCCUGUCGUCUCCAGAACUAUGACGGCUCAAUCGUGGUCAUCCAGAACCCACGCAGACAAACACUCUUCUUCAAUGGAACUCGAGCACUGAAAGACGACCGUUUUCAGAUGGUUCUUUUCACGCCGCGCCUGGUGCGGAUCACGUUGACUAAUGUAAGUGUAUCUGACGAGGGCGGCUACUUCUGUCAGCUCUACACCGAUGACACACACCACCAGGUGGCGACGCUGUCGGUGGUGGUACCCCCGGAGGUCCCUACAGUGGAGGUGAAGACAGAGGCAGUGGAGGGUGGAGAGGUGGAACUCACAUGCUUGUCCCCGCGGAGCAAACCACCAGCCACACUGCGCUGGGUUCGAGACCGCCGAGAAAUUGCAGGUGUGAUCUCUCAGCAGGAGAACGGCAAGACUGUGAGUGUUUCCAACACUAUCCGUAUCCCCGUGGAGAGGAAAGAUAACGGAGCGGCGCUGAGCUGUGAGGCAUCUCACCCGGCACUCGUGGGGCAGAAGCGAGUUCGUCACUACAGCCUGGACGUUCACUUUGCUCCUACGGUGAAAAUCAUUCCCCCUCAGGGCAUCCUCCGAGAGGGAGACUCCCUCAGUCUCACCUGCUCUGUUACCGGCAACCCACUACCACGUGACAUUCAGUGGUCACGAGUGAACGACACUCUUCCUGAGAGGGCGGAGAAAACGGGCAACAUUCUCCAAAUGUCUCGCCUCAGCCAAUCACACAAUGGCACCUACCUCUGUCAGGCCCAUAAUAAUUACGGCCGUGCAGCCGACCACUACACACUGCUGGUGUAUGUGUCUAUCCCUCCCAACUCUCAUCCUGCCAUCGCUCACAACACCCUUCCAUCCUCCAGAUUUACAAAGGAAUACCAAGACCCUGGAGCAGUGGUAGAAACCCACAGUGCUGUUCCGUAUGCAGUGAUUGGGGGCAUCCUGGCUCUGCUGGUCUUCACUGUCAUCUGUGUGCUCAUCGUCACCAUCUGGUGCUCCGUCCGACAGAAAGGUUCAUAUUUGACUCACGAGGCCAGUGGGUUGGAUGAACACGGUGAAGUACAGGAGGCGUUCCUCAAUGGCAAUGAUGCCAGCCAGGGCAAGAAGGAGUACCUACUGUAGCGCCGCCCUAGUGGAGCUCUUCAGAAACACUGGACCGCUGCAGAGUGCACACCGCAACACACACUGUUCCCAAACAGACCUACACACCACCACAACGACAACCAGAGGGAAUCACAAUCGUGCCAUAUGAAGUUGUAGUGGGAAGGAGAGGACGGAGACAAUAAUGGAGCGGGGUGGAGAGCGAAAGAGCAGAGAGGAGAGGAUAAUUAUUAUGACUGAAAGAGACCAUCACACACACUCUUUCUGUUUUUACUUGCUUGUACAAUAGACAACUAGCCAUAAUUGUAGGACCAGGAGAGAAAAGUGUCCAUUCAAAACAGGCCGAUCCAUAACUGGGUGAAACAGCGUCUCUGUGGGAAGCCGCAAAGAGCUUAUGAGCUAUUGAAUGUCCCAACGUGAGCAAAUUUUAAUUCCCUGCAUUUGCCAAAGCAUUUGGGCCUCAGAGACUGAGCUGGUAGACAAUAAAUCCACCAUUGACAGAGCUGAGAGCUCAGAGCCGUCCUCAUAAAGUAUUCAUCUGCGCUUUUCAUCUGGCGACUCCAUUAUCUGCUCAUGUUGGCCAAAACCUGUUGACUUUUGAAGAAAAGUUUCUCCCAUUUUGAUCCUCUCUCUGUGACUCUCUGUUUCCCGCUCUCCAAUGCUCCUUCCUCUCCCUCCUCUAUCUCUCCACUAUUGUUUGUUAAUAAUUAAGGGAUCAGACAUGUUCUCUUUUAUGAGAGGAAUGAAUUGGAGCAGACUGCUCACUCUGGCGCUGUAAAAAGGGGCUUAAUUAAGAGACACUGGAAAACGUGAAACUAUGAGUUGCUCGACUUGGGUGAGAAAAAAACAGGUAGGGAGUUUGUAGAGAACAUGUCAGAAAUUUCAAUGGGUUUUUUUCUUUUUCUUUUUUGAUUGCUCAACACAAAAACACUUACACAAUGAAACAUAUCUCUAAAGUCAUUAUUUGUAUGAAAGUCUACAAAGUAAGUUAAAUGACUCUUUUAAGAAAAAAAAAUAAAAAAUUACUUUUGCCACAUUACCAAGCGAUGCUAUCGUACUAACACAGAAUAUUAGCUUAGAGCUGCAAAACUGAACAAACUACUGUUACGUCAUCUUUAAAAAAAAAAAAUCAAAAUUCAAAAAAAUAUAUAUAUUUUGUUUGUCUUUAAAAGAUAUCAGAAGUCUUAAUUGUUUUUAUGAAUUAUUAUUUGGACUAUUAUGAUCGUUGUUAUUAUUAUUAUUAUUAUUCUUACUGUUAUUAUAAUUGUAAAUGUUAUAAAUUGUAUACUUCCCAUGCUUUAGUUUUACUAGUAGAAACAGCCGUGUACCCACUUUUCUCUUUCCUCUUUCAUUCUCUUCGGUCCUUCUUGAUCCUCUUUGUGUCUUUCCUUCUAGUUGUCCGUCUCUUCUUCGUCUUUCACUUCCUGUUUAUUUUGUAGUCUUUGAGUCGCUGUUGAUAUAGCUAACUGUACAUCUUUAUAGGGGAAAGAUACCAAGCACGACAAAAUAAUAAAUACUGAAAGAAU
This is a messenger RNA of Cyprinus carpio (common carp), 4127 nucleotides long. Its product is annotated as cell adhesion molecule 4. Gene Ontology annotation, cellular component: cell-cell contact zone. The record is from RefSeq and is a predicted model, not a curated record. Gene Ontology annotation, molecular function: vascular endothelial growth factor receptor 2 binding. NCBI's taxonomy places the organism in Eukaryota, Metazoa, Chordata, Actinopteri, Cypriniformes, Cyprinidae. Gene Ontology annotation, biological process: regulation of Rac protein signal transduction; regulation of wound healing; negative regulation of peptidyl-tyrosine phosphorylation.